UGUACUGUACUGUGCUGUGCUGUGCUGUGCUGUGCUGUGCUGUGCUGUGCUGUGCCCCGGCGUGCAGCGAUGCUGUAGAUGCGGCAGUCAGACUGGAACAGACUGUUUGAUCCUGAAUGCAGCAGCCGGGGAGGAUAGCACCAUCCUGACAGACAGACAGCGCGGAGGACAGCCACACUUGUGUCGACAGCAGGCAAUACAGAGAGCUGGCAUGGACAAUAAGGCGCUGGAACCUGACUCUGUGAGUAUCCCCAUGGAGGAUGCCAUUAUGUGUAAUGGAGGCAGCCAGCCUCAGCAGCAGGAAGCAUCCAUGUUGAUCCACCUGAAGAAGGUUGAGAACCAGAUCACUGAAGCACAGCGCUUCUCCCACCUACCCAAACGCUCAGCCGUGGACCUGGAGUUUGUUGACCUCUCCUACACCAUCCAGGAAGGACCAUGCUGGAGGAGGAGAGGUUUCAAAGCCUUACUAAAGUGCCUGUCUGGGAGGUUCUGCAAUCGUGAGCUGAUAGGAAUCAUGGGGCCUUCGGGGGCUGGGAAAUCCACCUUAAUGAACAUUCUGGCUGGAUACAGGGAAACAGGGAUGAAGGGUCAGAUCCUGGUAAAUGGGAAACCCAGGGACCUGCGGAAAUUCAGGAAAAUGUCCUGCUACAUCAUGCAGGAAGACAUGCUGCUGCCACACCUCACUGCACGAGAGGCCAUGAUGGUUUCAGCCAACUUAAAGCUGGAUGAAACUAUGGAUGUGAAGAAAAAACUGGUGAAUGAGAUCCUGACUGCAUUAGGGCUCCUUGAGUGUGCUCACACUCGUACCAGCUCGCUGUCAGGUGGUCAGUGUAAACGUCUGGCCAUUGCCCUCGAACUGGUCAACAAUCCUCCAGUAAUGUUCUUUGAUGAACCCACCAGUGGCUUAGACAGUGCGUCAUGCUACCAGGUGGUGUCGCUAAUGCGCUCUCUGGCUCUGGGAGGACGGACCAUCAUCUGCACCAUCCACCAACCCAGUGCCAAACUGUUUGAGAUGUUUGACAAGCUUUACAUUCUCAGUCAGGGACAGUGUAUCUACAAAGGCACAGUCCCUUACCUCAUCCCCUAUCUGAAGACUCUGGGGCUCUAUUGUCCCACCUACCACAACCCUGCAGACUUCAUCAUUGAAGUGGCAUCCGGAGAGUAUGGAGACUUGAACCCGGUUCUGUUUGAGGCAGUCCAAGGUGGAAUGUGCGCAUUAGAGGAGAAGAAGAACCAAUGCGAUAACAAUGGUCCGUCAGUCUGUGCAACAAAGUGCCCGAUGGAUGCCGGACCCAUAGAGAGCCAUACUUUUGCCACAAGCACACUAACACAGUUCUGUAUCCUCUUCAAGAGAACCUUCAUAACUAUAUGUCGAGACCAGGUUUUGACCCACCUCAGACUGAUGUCCCACAUUGCCAUAGGUGUGUUAAUAGGCUUGCUCUAUCUGAACAUCGGCAACGAUGCCAGCAAGGUCUUCAACAACACCGGGUUCCUCUUCUUCUCUAUGCUCUUCCUCAUGUUCGGAGCACUCAUGCCAACUGUGUUAACCUUUCCUCUGGAGAUGUCUGUGUUCCUGAGGGAGCAUCUUAACUACUGGUACAGCCUGAAAGCCUACUACCUGGCCAAAACCAUGGCUGAUAUCCCAUUCCAGGUGAUCUGCCCCAUCAUGUACUGCAGCAUAGUGUACUGGAUGACAGAGCAGCCUCCUGAGGCCAGCCGCUACCUACUCUUUAUAGCCCUGUCCACCUGUACUGCCUUGGUAGCCCAGUCCCUAGGAUUGCUGGUUGGGGCCGCCUCAUCCUCACUACAGGUAGCCACAUUUGUUGGACCUGUAACAGCUAUCCCGGUGCUACUUUUCUCUGGAUUCUUUGUGAACUUUGACACAAUCCCCAAAUAUUUGCAGUGGAGCUCCUAUGUGUCUUACGUCAGGUACGGCUUUGAAGGGGUGAUCCUGUCCAUCUAUGGUAUGAAUCGUUCUGAGCUGGAGUGUCCAGGCAAGGUGUGUAAGUUCCAACAGCCUGAAGAGGUCCUGCAGUUACUGGAUGUGGAAGACGCAAAGCUCUACAUAGAUUUCAUUGUCCUGGGAAUUUUCUUCAUCAUCCUACGGCUGGCCACCUACCUUGUCCUCCGCUACAAGGUCAAGUCUGAGCGAUAGGUUUCACUGGGCUCAUCCUCCAAAUCUCAAGGCCCUUCCUCAUGUCAUUUCAGACCUGGUCUCUUAUCAAAUGUGGGAAUUUGUUUCUUAUUUCAUUUUUCUCGUUGCUGCUACAAGGACAAAACAUACAUUCUGAUCUGUUGUACUGCCAACAACUGUGAAGGGCAGUGACUGAAGAUGCAAAGCAGUAAACAGUCAUAAUUACACACAUACCUGUUUUACCUCAGACAUCAGGACUUAACUCCUGCGCGCAAAGCCAGAUCAGCAGUGAGGAGGACACAGAGACUGAGCCACAUUCAUCUGCACAUACAAUACUUUUCAAUUUCCUGCGAGACAGAAUCGUUUUGAGAACAAGAGGAAGUGAUAUACUUAUUAGAGUGGCCAUGCAUGUUUAUUCUACACUGUGUACUGCCAUUCUGUCAGUGUGGGAGUGUCAUGACUUUGGAACACAAAACUGCUCCAUUGAGAAAAUCAAAUACAAUGUGUUUACAUUGCUCUGUUGGUCCAAAACCUAAGGACAAACUGUUUCACUGGAGAAGUGUGAUGUAUUGUGCCUGAAGAGUGAACACUGGAUGAAAGCAGUUGGUUUGAGCUUGUUUUGCUUUAAUUUUGUUGUCAUAUAACUGAACUUGGGUGACAGAUUGGAGUCCCAAAACAUUAACUUCCUGUCUAUGAAAAUCAAAUCAUUGUUAGAUCUAGAAUAGUUUUUGAACAUUUAAUAGUUGUAAAUUAAGCUUUAUCAUGAUUGUCUACUGAAAUUUGGUAUUUUUUUGUACUGAAUAUAAUCUGAAAUCUUCAAAAUGUUAGUUAAAAGAAAAAUUGUUCAGCCUUAAUCAUUUUAUACUGUACUGUAUUAUCUUUAGUAUUAUAUGCAUUAUGCAAUUAUAUAAAUGUAUUUAAGAAAUAUAGAUGAAUUACUGUAUCAUUAUUCUUUUGUGUCCACACUACAUCCAGUAUCUGCAUAUGCUCAUGCAGUCAUGUUUGGUGCUAUUGUUAUCUGAAGUUUCAUGUUUUGAAUUGUAUGCAUCUGGACUGCAAAUAAUGAUACUGAGCACUUGGAAAACAACCAAAGAAAAACAAUUGUAACUGGAAGUAUGCUAACAUUUUAUUUACAAUCUACUGACAGUCUUUCUGUUGUGUGUGUGUGUGUUGUGUGUGUGUGUGUGUGUGUGUGUGUGUGUGUGUGUCUGUGUGUCUGUGUGUGUGGGAGGGUAUAUCAUGAUGACUUGUAUGUUCAUUGGCUGUUUUUUUAAACAUAUUUUGAAGAACUUAUCGCUGAACUGUACUGUACAGCUACGUGAAGUGUCUGAUAUUCCAAUAAACACUGAUCUAACUACUUAA
Molecule: messenger RNA, 3496 nt
Organism: Dicentrarchus labrax (European seabass)
Lineage: Eukaryota; Metazoa; Chordata; Actinopteri; Moronidae
Product: ATP-binding cassette sub-family G member 4-like
Exons: 15
Coding region: 212-2155 (647 amino acids)
Cellular component (GO): plasma membrane
Molecular function (GO): ATP hydrolysis activity; ABC-type transporter activity; ATP binding
Source: RefSeq, a predicted model, not a curated record